Messenger RNA from Ilex paraguariensis (yerba mate), 2937 nucleotides. Lineage: Eukaryota; Viridiplantae; Streptophyta; Magnoliopsida; Aquifoliales; Aquifoliaceae. The record is from the annotation of a GenBank genome assembly.
AUGUAUUUACUCAUUCAUUGUCUCACCCGAAGUUACUCACUUUCCCGGCUACAUCGCCGGUUUCCUUCGUGGUCUUCUGGCAACAACAAAAACCCACUUCGUUGCUGGCGACUUUUCCCGGCUAAAUGGACAAAAGCAAACACCAACGUCUCAAAACCCACCGGUACUCUUCACACUCGCCACAAUGAUACACCUUUCAAGCCAGACCAGACCCACAACAAGAACAAACUCAACAACAUCAUCAACAACCGAAGACCAAAUAGCAGUGAUCUUUUUCUCAAUACAAAGAAGAAUUUCACUACCCGUUUGCUAACUCGAUCUCUUUCUUCAAUGGCUAGCAGUAAUUCAACUCCAAGUGAUGCCGAAGACGCUGCUGUGAAAGCUGUAAACAAGCGAUAUGAAGGACUAGUCACGGUCCGUACAAAGGCUAACAAAGGCAAAGGUGCUUGGUAUUGGGCACACUUUGAGCCCAUUCUGAUUCGAAACCUGGAAACAAACCUCCCAAAGGCCGUGAAACUCAAGUGCACUUUGUGUCACGCUGCGUUUUCGGCCUCCAACCCGUCAAGAACAGCCUCGGAGCACCUCAAGAGAGGGACUUGCCCCAAUUUUAGCUCUGCUUUGAAACCCAUUUCGCCCACUUCACCGUCUCCAUUACCGCCUUUAGCUUCGCCGUCGUCGCAGAAUCAUCGGAAAAGAAGUUCACAGCAAACAGGCACUUCUUCACGGUCACACCAAAUCCAUGGAAUGGUCGAUUCUUCGCGGUUUUGUGGCCAAAUGGGCUAUUCAUCGGUCCAAAUUGCACAAACACCGGCGAGUAAUACGGGUUCGAAUCAACAGCAAUUGGUGUUAUCCGGUGGAAAGGAGGAUUGGGGUGCAUUGGCAAUGCUGGAAGAUAGUGUGAAAAAGCUUAAAAGUCCGAAAGCUUCACCGGGUCCUAGUCUAAAUAAGGAUCAGGUUGAGUCAGCUUUCGACUUAUUAGCAGACUGGUUCUACGAGUCUUGUGGGUCAGUUUCGUUUUCUAGUCUUGAACACCCCAAGUUCAAAGCUUUUCUUAACCAGGUGGGCUUGCCUGGAGUGUCUAGAAUGGAGUUUUUGGCUGCAAGGCUUGAUUCUAAAUUUGAGGAUGCAAAAAUGGAGUCAGAAGCUAGAAUUAGGGAUGCAGUGUUCUUUCAAGUUGCGUGUGAUGGUUGGAAGAGCAAGAAUUAUGGGUGUGGAGAAGAGAAUUUGAUUAAGUUUAUGGUAAAUCUUCCUAACGGGACGAGUGUGUUUCAAAAGUCUGUCUUUACAGGUGUUUCCCCACCAUCACAGUAUGCCGAGGAGAUUUUGUGGGAGACGACAAGGGGGAUAUGUGGUAAUGUUGUCCAAAGAUGUGUAGGGAUAGUUUCAAAUAAGUAUAAAGCUAAGGCAUUAAAGAAUUUGGAAGUUCAGAAUCAGUGGAUGGUUAAUUUAUCUUGUCAGGUUCAAGGUUUUGUUAGUUUAAUUAAGGAUUUUAGUAAAGAGCUCCCCCUUUUCAGGACUGUCACAGAUAAUUGUAUCAAGAUUGCAACUUUUUGUAAUAGUAAGCCUCAAAUUAGGAAUAGUUUCCACAAGUUCAGGUUGCAGGAGGUUGAGCUUUCUGGUUUGAUUAGAGUUCCUCCACCCAGAUGUGAUUACUCAAGGAACUUUUCUCCGGUUAUUGCAAUGUUGGAGGAUAUAUUGGGCUGUGCUCAAAUUCUUCACUUAGUUGUCCUUGAUGAUGCCUAUAAAGUCAUAUGUUUAGAGGAUCCCAUUGGUAGAGAAGUUGCAGAGAUGAUUCAGGAUGGGGGGUUUUGGAAGGAUGUAGAGGCUGUCAAUUCUUUAGUGAAGCUGAUCAGUGGGAUUGCUGAAGAGAUUGAGGCUGAGAGGCCACUAGUUGGGCAGUGCCUUCCUCUUUGGGAGGAGUUGAGGGCAAAAGUGAAGGACUGUUGUGCCAAAUUCAGCAUAGAUGAUAGGCCUGUCGAGAGGAUAGUCGAAAGGCGAUUUAAGAAAAACUAUCACCCGGCUUGGUCAGCUGCGUUUAUACUCGAUCCACUUUAUUUGAUGAGGGAUGCGAGCGGAAGGUACCUUCCACCUUUUAAAUGUUUGACGCAUGAUCAGGAGAAGGAUGUGGACACGCUGAUAACACGGUUGGUUUCCAGGGAGGAAGCUCAUAUAGCAUUGAUGGAGCUCAUGAAAUGGAGGUCAGAAGGACUAGACCCACUUUAUGCACAAGCUGUUCAAGUAAAGCAGCAAGAUCCUGUGACAGGAAAGAUGAAAAUUGCAAACCCUCAGAGCAGUAGACUUGUGUGGGAAACUUGUCUAAAAGAGUUUAAGUCACUGGGCAAGGUUGCAAUCAGGCUUCUCUUCCUUCAUGCAACCUCCUGUGGAUUCAAGUGCAAUUGGUCCUUUAUGAAAUGGAUCAGUGUGCAAGGGCCUUCAAGCUUUGGCCUGGAUAGGGCUCAGAAGAUGAUAUUCAUUGCAGCUCAUGAAAAGCUUGAGAGGCGAGAUUUCUCUAGUGAGGAAGAGAAAGACACAGAGCUGUUUGCCAUGGCUAGUGGCGAUGAUGACAUGCUCAAUGAAGUCUUUGCAGCUUCAACCUCAGUGUAAUAUUUUUCCUUUUAACGUGUUUAGAUUUCCCCAUUUGUAGAAUCUAUCAAAUUCUUUCAAUUUCUGUGUUCUGUGUCUAGUUCUGACCCCCCCAUAUAGAAGAUUUUGAAGAGGUAGGGUUGGAAAGGCAGGAGAAGGCAUCAAUCAUUGUGUUACUAGAAAUUGCAUAGCUACAUGAUCUGAACGAAGCAUUAGGUGGCAUCAUUGCUGGUCCUUGGGUUUUGUAGAGAGGGAUUUCAUUCUUGUUUACAAUGAUAAAAAUUGUCCAGGAACAGAACAGGAAUGUUGUAACUAUUUGAAUUUGAGAUUAAUUUGAUAUAUAAUAUAAUUCUU